CAUCAACCAUAUUGCUUUUCGGGUAACCAAAAAGUUGUCUGUAACGCUAGUGAGUCUGUCAACGAGUUUGUUUAGAAAUGUAAUGCAUAAUACACGCAUAGCAUGAGGGGGCGUGUUCGUAGGGAAAAGGCACAUAAAAUGGCAACUGUCAGUGUAGUUUCUGCAGUUUGAAAAGUGUUCCAAGGUUGGGCCGAUAGUUCCGCUUCCCUUCCGCCAUUGCGGCUCAGUCCCGGUCCACUACAGUAACAGUGAAACAAUAAAAAGUGAGCCGAACAGCGUUGGGCUCGUGUGGGUGACGGGGCUUCGCGAGUGGACGUGUUGUAUGAACCCGGUGCAGUUUUGUCGGGACAGGCGUCUCCUGCAGGCUCUUUGAGGAGAGUUUGCCAGAGUUGGCGCGGUGCCUCAGCACUCCCCUGUCAUGUCCGAUAACGGCGAACUGGAGGACAAGCCCCCAGCACCCCCAGUUAGAAUGAGCAGUGCCUUCAGCCCCAGCGGGAAGGACCCGCUGUUAGCCAAUCACAGUUCCAAACCCCUGCCUUCAGUACCUGAAGAGCGGAAACCUCGCUACAAGAUUAUUUCAAUCUUCUCUGGCUCUGGAACAGAGAAAGGUGGCAAAAAGAAGGACAGGGACAAGGAGAGACCUGAAAUCUCACAUCCAUCAGACUUUGAGCACACAAUUCAUGUGGGGUUUGAUGCAGUCACAGGAGAGUUCACUGGCAUGCCAGAGCAGUGGGCAAGACUGCUGCAGACCUCAAACAUCACAAAGUCUGAGCAGAAGAAGAACCCCCAGGCUGUGUUGGAUGUCCUGAAGUUCUAUGAUUCAACUGGCAAUGGCAGACAGAAAUACCUCAGCUUUUCUUCCUCAGAUAAAGAUGGACAGAUGCGUGCUAAGAAAGGAAGUGAACCUUCACCAGCUAAGGAUGCUGAUGACGAUGAUGAUGAUGAAGGGACCCCUCCUCCCAUUGUGGCACCACGACCAGAACACACAAAAUCAGUAUACACCCGCUCUGUCAUUGAUCCAGUGCCUCCACCUGCUACUGGCGUUGAUGGUGACUCCAAAACUGCUGACAGACAAAAGAAGAAGGGCAAGAUGACAGAUGAAGAGAUCAUGGAGAAACUCAGAAGCAUAGUCAGUAUUGGAGAUCCCAAAAAGAAGUACACACGUUAUGAGAAGAUCGGACAGGGGGCUUCAGGUACUGUGUAUACUGCCAUUGAUGUUGCUACUGGACAGGAGGUUGCCAUUAAGCAGAUUAACCUACAAAAACAACCUAAGAAGGAGCUGAUCAUCAAUGAGAUCCUGGUGAUGAAAGAGUUGAAGAACCCAAACAUUGUCAACUUUUUAGACAGUUUCCUGGUGGGCGAAGAACUUUUUGUUGUGAUGGAAUACCUGGCUGGUGGCUCACUGACUGACGUGGUUACAGAGACCUGCAUGGAUGAAGCUCAGAUUGCUGCUGUCUGCCGGGAGUGUUUACAAGCACUGGAAUUCCUUCAUGCCAACCAGGUCAUCCAUCGAGAUAUUAAGAGUGAUAAUGUACUGCUAGGCAUGGAUGGGUCUGUCAAGCUCACUGAUUUUGGCUUCUGUGCCCAAAUCACACCAGAGCAGAGCAAGCGUAGCACCAUGGUUGGCACACCCUACUGGAUGGCCCCUGAGGUUGUGACCCGGAAGGCUUAUGGCCCCAAAGUUGACAUCUGGUCUCUGGGCAUAAUGGCUAUUGAGAUGGUAGAGGGGGAGCCCCCAUACCUAAAUGAGAACCCAUUAAGGGCAUUGUACCUGAUUGCCACUAAUGGCACACCGGAGCUCCAAAACCCGGAAAAGCUGUCCCCCGUUUUUCGGGAUUUCCUGAACCGCUGCCUGGAGAUGGAUGUGGAGAAAAGGGGUAGUGGGAAGGAGCUGUUGCAGCAUGCAUUUUUGAAGCUAGCAAAGCCCCUCUCUAGCAUGACGCCGCUCAUCCUUGCAGCCAAGGAAGCCAUGAAGAGCAGUCGCUAGUCAGUACUAGUUGUGAAAUUGUUCUGAACCUUUAACGCUCAUCUUAACAGGCAAUGUUUCUAACUCGGCUCCACAUCCUUUGGGGUUAAUUUUCUCUGAUCAUCUUUGGAACUUUAUGGACUUCCUUGAAUUCUACAGGACUGCUGAUUGUUGACUCUGUGACCUUCAACACAGCCUCUUCAACAAGAUGACAAACAGUACAAGUGUGAUAGUCAUUCCUUAAAUUGGGAAUAACUGCAUUUGAUCAUUAGUGUUGUCCCAAUAUUAAUGAAUUAUGUGAAUUACUAUCUAUUUCUGAUGUCACCACUUGUAAAUUGUAAAACGCCAUUUUCCUCCAUCUCAAUAUUGGAAUACUUGAAUCUUUCAGCAAUGCAUGCUUACCUGUGCCUUCUUUUUUUACCUUUAAGAAAAAAUACAGUAUAAAACCUUUCAUUAACACAGGGAUUUUAAAGCCAAACUUUACUGAUUUUAAAAUGUUUGUGUACUGUUUAACAUUUUAAGUAUCAUGAUACAUUGUAUUUGCAAAUGUCUUGGAUUUUAAUUGUUUCUUUGUUUCAGUGGAAGUCAUAGUUUUACCAGGAAAAACUAAUCUGUAACCUCUUGAAAAGAAGAGAACUCAAAAUUCAUCCCACUAAUUUAAGAUUAAAACUACCCUGAGAUAGUUUAAACCCUAGUGAAUUUUAAAAAAUAAAUUUACUCAGCUCAUUCACUGUGAAAUGUUUUGGAUUUUUGUUGGAUUUUGAUUCACUGUGAAAUGUUCUGGAAUUAGUGUAAUUCUGUCCUCAGCAGUAAAUGUAAUGCCAGACUUUUUUAAACCAAGAAGCUGAAUGUCAACUACAGAGAACAAAGUUAUUCUAUUGCAAAGUACAAAUGCCCUGUAUUAGUCGUUUAAUGUGGUCUCAUUAAUUCAUUGAAAGCUUUUAUAUCAAAGCCACUUAAUGAGAAGCAGCAUGGCUGAUGCUACCCCAUAGAGUCUACUUGAACUGAACUGUAUAGAAUUGACUUCAUUUGUAUAGCUGGAAAGUGUUUUUGUUUAAUAGGGAAUCAAUUCUGUAAAUAGGUGUUACUUUUGUCAAUGUUUAUGCGUUUGGGCUGUUAAUGACAAGGUUUUAAAAGUUUUUGACUAUACCUGUCAUUCUAUAUCUUAAGAUUCAUUUAGGUUGGAGAUUUUUUUUUUUUUUUUUUUUUUUUUUAUUUUGAAGCAUCUUCCUACACAAUUUAGAGUCCACAGGAUGCACAACAGUGAGGGUUUUGGCAUAAUCUUCAAGGUAGUGAGUUUCUUAAACUUAGGUUAUGCCUGAAAAUCAUACAGGAUUAUAAGGAUUUUCCGCUGCUGCUGUUGCAGGAGUAGUAACAUGAAGCCCUGCAUUAUCUUGCACCAAACCCACCAUUUCUGAAGUGUUUUCAGUCUUAUAGAACCUCAUGUCUCAAGUCAAAUGAUUUUAGUAUAGUUGUAUAGUACUUUGCCAUUAGCGGUCUUACCCUUUGGAACCUAGUGUUGAAUUAUGCACGCAAUCACAAAACAAGCUCAGUAUGAUUUUACCCCCCAACACACCAGGUGCUGGGGACGAAGUGAUGAACAUGGACGUAAUGGGGCAAAUGCCAGCUUUAUGCUGGGCAAGGCUGCCUUUUAGGUAUUAGCUCUUUAAGGGACAGUAUUGCUUGUACAAAAAAACAAUAACCCUGUUAGACUCUGGCUAUAGUCUUUCACUGCCUAGGUAUAAAAUAAAUGUCUUGAUGAUGGA
Scleropages formosus (Asian bonytongue) is the source of this 3732-nucleotide messenger RNA. Its product is annotated as serine/threonine-protein kinase PAK 2-like. Gene Ontology annotation, molecular function: protein serine/threonine kinase activity; ATP binding. The transcript is spliced from 15 exons. The coding region runs from base 419 to 1987 and encodes 522 amino acids. The record is from RefSeq and is a predicted model, not a curated record. NCBI's taxonomy places the organism in Eukaryota, Metazoa, Chordata, Actinopteri, Osteoglossiformes, Osteoglossidae. Gene Ontology annotation, biological process: protein phosphorylation.